AUGGCGUACACACAAUCUGGAGAAGGACAUCAGUCGCAGUCUUCAACGGGCAGGCCUUGGUCCUCCGGCACAUACUCAUCAGACACACGGUCUCCUGAAUGGUCAGAGGUGGUGGAUCCUGUGGAGCGACGGAAGAUCCAGAACAAGCUGGCCCAGCAAAGAUUCAGAGCCAAAGCAAGAGAACAACGAGAGGACGUAGAACGCGAAAUAGAAAACCGAAAGAAAGCAUCGAGUUCCUACACACCUCCGGAAGCAUCCCGGCUUAAAGACCACCACACCCUCUCAGGUCUUCCCUGGGGAGGAAUAUCGUUCAGACAUAUCGUGGCAACAGGGCAGGAGAAGGAGCGGAGCUCUGAUCAAAGCUCACGAGAGAACUCCGUCUAUGCCAUGCGAGCGGGAGGGAGCAGCAGAAUUGGGCUUCGUCUGACCGAUCGCUUUGCCCUAAGCCAUGCAGCAUGGGGGCCAUUCGGGACUUUUCCUCAGCGCUUUUCCGAACGAUUCUACCCUUGA
Didymella exigua CBS 183.55 is the source of this 510-nucleotide messenger RNA. RefSeq lists its product as uncharacterized. The record is from RefSeq and is a predicted model, not a curated record. Gene Ontology annotation, molecular function: DNA-binding transcription factor activity. The coding region runs from base 1 to 510 and encodes 169 amino acids. Lineage: Eukaryota; Fungi; Ascomycota; Dothideomycetes; Pleosporales; Didymellaceae. The transcript has 3 exons. Gene Ontology annotation, biological process: regulation of DNA-templated transcription.